This is a messenger RNA of Caenorhabditis remanei, 912 nucleotides long. RefSeq lists its product as uncharacterized. The transcript has 6 exons. Bases 1 to 912 code for a protein of 303 amino acids. The record is from RefSeq and is a predicted model, not a curated record. Gene Ontology annotation, cellular component: membrane. Gene Ontology annotation, molecular function: N-acetylgalactosaminide beta-1,3-galactosyltransferase activity. NCBI's taxonomy places the organism in Eukaryota, Metazoa, Nematoda, Chromadorea, Rhabditida, Rhabditidae.
AUGAAAUAUCGGAUUUUCAGAAAGUACAAUGAACACCUUCUCGGAUCAGUAAAAGUAUCAGAAAGUGCAAAAAAUCAGCCGAAAAGUGGAUCUCUUCUAUGCUGGGCAAUGACAACAUCUGUAUAUCAUAAGACACGGGUUCCUGCCAUUACGGAAACAUGGCUUCGUCGAUGCGAUGCUGGUCAUCUGUUCACUAAUUCCGACCGAUUUCUGAAUGCGUCAACACCAUAUCAUACUGUAUUCGAUGGAUUACCAGAGAGUUAUUAUAAAUUAUUCUGGAAAACUCGUCUAGCUCUUCUUUAUAUUUAUAAAUAUGUGUCAAAGGAAUUCGAUUGGUACUUCAAAGGAGACGAUGACACUUAUUUGAUUGUCGAAAAUCUUCAGAGAUAUCUGGCGACAUUGGAUCCAAAUAAGCCCUAUUUUAUCGGAUAUCGGUUGAGUAGACGGACGGAAACGGGAUACAAUGCGGGUGGAAGUGGAUACGUGAUGAGUCGAGAAGCAAUGCGGAUUUUCACAGAAAAACUAUUUAAUGACAAGGAGAAAUGCCCUUACCAUGAAUGGGAAGACUACGCAAUCGCUCAAUGUCUCGCCUCAAUGGGAAUUGUUCCAUUGGACAGUCGAGAUGAGAAAGGACGUCAAAGAUUCCUUCCCUGGAGACCUGAACAACAUUUCUAUGCGGAUCUUACUAGAUCAUUUCAAAUGGAUCCUAUCCAAAUAUGGGGACCUGCAAUAUAUCAUGAAAAUUUGAUAAGUAUGCAUCACUUGUAUCCAGAUGAAAUUCGUCUCAUCGAUGGAUUACUGUACUCAAUUGCACGUGGAGUUUGGAGAAAAGAUGACUUAGAAGACGUCAGAAAUGAAACAACUACAGUAUCCACGUCAAUGGAUGACACUCUUCCGCCUCCAACUAUCUAG